AUGAUACUUCUUGAAUUUUCAAUGUUAACAAGUCGCUUAAGAGAGGAUCAUCAACAGAAAUUUCGUAAUAUGUUGAACAAGUUAAUUUCUAAAUAUGAAAUACCUUCUACAAGAUACUCACAAAGAGAGAUUGAUUUACUUGCAAUAACUGUAGUAUGUCGAGAAAUGAAAACACCAUGUUUUAUUACCAAAGUUACUGGAAAAAACGCUGGAAAUAGUUUUGGAUUGCCUAUCGAAUCAUGGCACAAAGGAUUUAUAUGGUGUUCAUCAAAUUCAAAAAUUCAGUUAACAGUAACUCAAAGUGGUUUACAUAAUCCAUUAGUGGUUUUUUUUGCUGUGUUCCGUAUAUAUCAAUGUCAAUAUCCAAAUGAACUUAAGCCAUCAUUUGAUGAAUUAUUUUCCUUUUUUUAA
Molecule: messenger RNA, 411 nt
Organism: Didymodactylos carnosus
Lineage: Eukaryota; Metazoa; Rotifera; Eurotatoria; Philodinida; Philodinidae
Source: the annotation of a GenBank genome assembly